This is a messenger RNA of Nerophis lumbriciformis (worm pipefish), 1651 nucleotides long. RefSeq names its product neurotensin receptor 1 (high affinity) (gene ntsr1). The record is from RefSeq and is a predicted model, not a curated record. Gene Ontology annotation, molecular function: G protein-coupled neurotensin receptor activity. Lineage: Eukaryota; Metazoa; Chordata; Actinopteri; Syngnathiformes; Syngnathidae. Gene Ontology annotation, cellular component: plasma membrane. Gene Ontology annotation, biological process: neuropeptide signaling pathway.
AUGGACGCCAACCGGACGCACCUGAUGCUGGACGCGUGGGCGCAGGGACUUUGGUGGAACCGGAGCCUCCUCCUGCCCAACGGCACCGCCGAGGAGGACGAGGAGUGGGAGGGCGACCUGGACGUCAACACGGACGCCUUCUCCAAGGUGCUCGUGACCGUCAUCUACGCGCUGGUGUUCGCCGUGGGCGCGCUGGGCAACUGCGUGACCCUGUGCACCCUGCUGCGCAGGAAGAGCCUGCAGAACCUGCAGAGCACGGUCCACUUCCACCUGGGCAGCCUGGCCGUGUCCGACCUGCUCAUCCUGCUGCUGUCCAUGCCCAUCGAGCUGUACAACUUCAUCUGGGUGCACCACCCGUGGGUGUUCGGGGACGCCGUGUGCCGCGGCUACUACUUCCUGCGGGACAGCUGCGCCUACGCCACCGCCUUCAACAUCGCGUCCCUGAGCGUGGAGCGCUACAUGGCCAUCUGCCACCCCUUCAAGGCCAAGAGCAUCAUGUCGCGCAGCCGCACCAAGAAGCUCAUCAGCGGCAUGUGGCUCGCCGCCUUCGCCCUGGCGGCGCCGAUGCUCGUCAUCAUGGGCCAGGAGGCGCGCCGGGGCGAGAACAUCUGCACGGCCACGGUCAGCCCGCCCACCAUGAAGGCCGUGCUACAGAUAAAUGCCUUCCUGUCCUUUGUCCUGCCCAUGGUGGUCAUCUCUGUCCUGAACGGGCUCAUAGCCAAUCAGUUGUUGAGAAUGUUCAGAGAGGCGGAGCAAGACAACCGCAUCUGCAUCGUCGGCGGCAAUCCCACCAUGCUCAAUGUGUCGGUGGAGCCCAACCGUGCUCAGUCGCUUCGCCACGGAGUUCUUGUUCUUCGAGUGGUGGUCAUCGCCUUCGUGGUCUGCUGGCUGCCCUAUCACACCCGCCGCCUCAUGUUCUGCUACGUGACCGACUGGUCCGACAACCUGUACGACUUCUACCACUACUUCUACAUGCUCACCAACGUCCUGUUCUACGUCAGCUCCGCCAUCAACCCCGUCCUCUACAACCUGGUGUCCGCGCCGUUCCGCCAGGUCUUCUUCUCCACGCUGCGCUACCUGUGCCUGCCCUGCGGGCGGCGCUCCCCCGGGCGGCGUCCCCGGCCCCUCACCCGACACUCCCUCAGCAACUCCAGCAACCACACCAUCUCCACCAACGUCAUCAAGGAGACGGCGUACUGACGGACGUACCGCGCGGUACCUCGGGUGUACCACUUGGACUUUGUCACCGAAGUUAUGUGUUUGGAUUGUUCGGGCGAUCGUUUUUUAUUCGUACGGGACGAGGUGUUUUAUUUUGAAGGGCAAAGUGUCGGACUAAUUUGCGAUACUUCACUCAAUGUAUUAAAAACCGACUUACGAGGAAUAUUGUGUGCACUAGUCGAGUAAGUAAGGACUCCACACAGCAACAGAAUUCAAGAGUUUGUGUACUUGAGGGGACGAAAUGACAAAACAAUGGAAGUAACUUUUGGUUAGUUAGCAUGUUAGCUCGGUACAGGGCUGCCAAGCCUUUGAGCGUGACAGUCAGUCAAUUCAACCCUUUCUCACGCCACACUUGACAUAUUUCCCCAGUCACUACUAUAUAUUCAUUUUUUUCAUGAUAAUACAAAACGCAAAAACCAGUGAAGUUGGCACG